GAGGAAGGUCAGCAAACUUCAGCAGGCUCUGGAGAGCCAGCAGCAUCAACUGGCAUCAAGGAUGCGAAAAUCUACCACUGAGUUAAAGCACCAGUUGGAGACUUAGAAGCAGAGAGGAUUAAACUUGCCCAGCAAGCACACCUCAUGUCUGUUGACCUUGAGCAGGCUAGGGAACAGAUUAUGAUUAAAAACAAGGAGAACCUCAAGCUGCAAGAAGAUAAAGUAUCUUUGGAGUGCCAGGUGCAAGAAUAUGUGACGAAACUGCACUCCACACAGGUCUCCUUGAGUCAGGAAGAAGAGCUGCAGACCAAGCUGAACAGCAGGAAGGAGAUGAGUUUGGUCAUGCAGGACUUUAGCAAACAGCUGCUUAAACAAAUGGAAGAUGCCAGAACUCAAGGUCAAGAGCAUGACACCAAACAAGUGCAGAAGCUGAAACAGGACCUUCGCUCUCUGGAGACACAGCUGAAUGCCGAGAAAGCACUUCACAGCAUCACCAAAAAUGCACUGCAGAACUUGGAGGAGGAUUGUGCAAGGCUACGGCAACAAAUCCAUGCCAUGCGACGGAAAGGAUACGCUCAUGAAAAGAAACACAAAAGUCGGAUGGAAGAAAUUAACGAGAUAAUUGCUCGCUCUCAGACUCGAGCACAAGUCAUGAUGGCAGCAGGUGUUUAUACAGAUGGAACUUUCCGGAAUAUGAACCCCUCACGAGAUUUUAAUGUGUCUGCAGCAGCCAAUGCCAGUGGCGAUAUCUCUCCUGACACCUCCUUAGCACUAAGUGAAUCAUCAUUUACUACUGGAGCAUUUCUUAAUAAUUCUUUCCUCAACUUGUCAGGCACUGUCUUUCCUGGUGCAUCAUUAAGCAAGUGAUUGCUUUAGUCUGUGAGUGGCAGGUGUCUCUCUAAUCAUUAUGCUUUACCAUAAUGUUGAGAGUAAAAUUGAAAUUCAACUUAGGAUAGUAACUUUUUUCAGGGCUCACUUUUUUUUUUUAAACUCUGAAAUCACACUGGAUGUACUCAAACUAAUUACCCCCUAAAUGUGCAAUAAAAUCUAGCAUACCGAGAGACUGGUUGGAAAGUUAUGAAAUGAUAUGAAUAAACGCGUCUCAUGACAC
This is a messenger RNA of Pomacea canaliculata, 1111 nucleotides long. RefSeq lists its product as uncharacterized. Bases 145 to 867 code for a protein of 240 amino acids. The record is from RefSeq and is a predicted model, not a curated record. Lineage: Eukaryota; Metazoa; Mollusca; Gastropoda; Architaenioglossa; Ampullariidae. The transcript is spliced from 5 exons.